AUGUCGACACGCUCUCCCAAUCAACGAGGCCUUGAACAACUCCCCCGAGAGCUGUGGCUUGAGAUUCUCUCCUGGCUCACGUGUGAGCGCGACGCUGUUUUGGAGGUGAACGAGAGGGAUGGCAUGGAUUUCCAAAGGAGAAUACCAAAAGCGAUGACUGUUUUGAAAGCUACGAAAGCCGAUCUGAGGAAUCUCUGCCUGACAUGCCGGUUUCUUAAUUUCAAUACUCAGCCGGCUCUCUACGAAUUCUUCGACCAGGUCGUGAAAGAACCACGGUCCCUGCCUCUUUUUCUACGGACCCUACUGCGCCAACCAAAGCUCGCUCUACAUGUUCGAAGGGUCGACGCUCAUUUUCUUGUCUCUGAUAGAGCUAGAUUCUACGGUCGGAGGCUACCCCGUGAGGAUGGGCCACUGUUCACAUCCGCCUUGAAUCGUCACCGCUUCAUGGGCGAUAAAACACGCAAACAAUUUCAAGACCUGUUCCGCGUGGGUAGUACCAUGGGGGACACCCUGGCUGUGCUACUGCUCUGGCAUACACCGAAUCUUCGUGAACUGAAUAUUGAGCACGAGGAUGGGCCUGGGUACGCCAUGCUAGAGGAGCUUAUACUCAAGACUCUUCUUUACCCAGUUUCUUCUCUGCCAUUCAGCAAGCUUCAGAAACUAAAGAUCUGGUUUUCUAGCCCUCAUGAAUUCAGCCGAGCAUCACCCUGGCUAUUGCUGCCGUCGCUGCAAAGUCUGGACGUCAGAGGCACCUAUGCCUCCACAUGUAAUCCGGCGUUGCAGGAUUUGAAGAACCUACGAUGGCGUGUCGAUUCCAUACGUUCUCUCAAUAAUUUGGCGACGUUUACCUCUUCGGUGACUUCCCUCGUUAUUCAUUGCGAUAAGAUGAUUCUAGAUGCACUCUAUGACAUAUUAUUCUAUUGCAAGGCUUUGAAGUCUUUCGAACUCUAUUGGAGUCCUUUUCACCCCAAGAACCCAACAGAUUUCAAUCUCCACGAAACUUUGAAAGCUUUGCUUUGCCGAAAGGACUCCCUGAGCAAAUUGAGAUUAGAUAUAGGGCCGAGACUCGAAGGCGCUGGCCGCUAUUUCGUCAGAGGGACUGAAAGCAAAUUGCAAGAGCGAGAGAAAAAUGUGCCAUCAGCGGUGUCUUUCAAAGCCUUUGAACAGCUGACCCAUCUACAUGUCCCAGGACCCGCCCUCCACGAGUGGCUCACAGUUUACCGGGACGACGUUUUGCCUCCAACGCUGGAAAUACUGAAACUUCCGACAUUCGAGAUCAGUACCAGAGACGAAAUAGAUGACCUAGUGAAUGAACUAGUGUUAAAAGGUUUAGGGCAGUGCCCACUGCUAAAAAUGAUUACAUUUGGUCUCAACGGUGAAGAUAUGCGAGGUAUUCGAGGCACGUUGUCCAUUCGUUUCAAUGAAGGGGGAUUCAGUGUUGAAGCUCGAAACGCAAGUGGGGAUUUGGUUGAAGUUGACGACCUAGCGCUUGUUGUCGACUGA
Molecule: messenger RNA, 1503 nt
Organism: Mytilinidion resinicola
Lineage: Eukaryota; Fungi; Ascomycota; Dothideomycetes; Mytilinidiales; Mytilinidiaceae
Exons: 2
Coding region: 1-1503 (500 amino acids)
Source: RefSeq, a predicted model, not a curated record